CGAUUGGUUCAGCCUGUUAGCUGCACGUUCCUCCGUAGCUAGGGCCGGUAGUUUAGCAUCCAAAAUUAACUGUUUAUUAUUAUUAAAGUUGGUUUUUAAGGCUUAGUUUUUUUUUAGCUGUAUUACCCGGUUAAUAAUGGCGGGAAAUAAUGUAAAGCUGUCUAAAAAUCUGCUGCGGAUGAAGUUCAUGCAGAGGGGGCUGGACGCUGAGACGAAGAAGCAGCUGGAGGAAGAGGAGAAGAGGAUCAUCAGUGAUGAACACUGGUACCUGGACCUGCCAGAACUCAACGCUAAGGAGAACCUGAUCAUAGAGGAGAAGAGCUUUGCGCCGUGUGAGGAGCUGCUCUUCGGCCGCCUGUCCUUCAAAGGAUUUAACCCAGAAGUGGAGAAACUGAUGAUUCUGAUGAACCCUAAAGAGGAAGACGAGGAAGAGGAGGACGUGAGCCGCAUGCAGACGGAUGUUACAGAUGAAGAAAUGGCUCUGAGGUACGAGGCUUUAGUGGAAUCCAUGAAGAAGAAGUUUGCUAAAAAGCGGGAGCGAGCGGCGCUGGAUGAGGAUGACGUCAACCAGAACGUUGUGGAAACGACGAAUAAACGAGGGUUUUUGAAACCUGCACUGGACUGAACCGGAACUGAUCCAAACUGAGCUUUACACAGAUGUGAUCAACAUGUAAAGUUUACAGUCGUGUAUUUUAUUUUAUUACUGGACCUUCUGCUGCUACUGUUCAGGAGGUUAACAGUUUCCAGUCUUUGUACUAAGCUAACUAGCUGUGGACCAAGACCAUCAGAGAUGGAAGAACCGGACCUGACUGAGAACAGGUCAGACUGGAGAACUGAGUGACAGGAAGUUGGUGGUUGAAUUUCCUUUUCAGUGGAUCAACAGUAAGACAGUAUGUAG
Molecule: messenger RNA, 898 nt
Organism: Nematolebias whitei (Rio pearlfish)
Lineage: Eukaryota; Metazoa; Chordata; Actinopteri; Cyprinodontiformes; Rivulidae
Gene: mphosph6
Product: M-phase phosphoprotein 6
Exons: 5
Coding region: 137-625 (162 amino acids)
Biological process (GO): maturation of 5.8S rRNA
Source: RefSeq, a predicted model, not a curated record